AUGGCAGCCGCUAGAGUGAUAACAACAGCUGCGUCAUCCGGCAGCCAAACAACGUCGUGUUUGUUCACAAGGCGACCAUUUCUUCUUCCGACGCGAAAAGUCUGCGGCUUUAACGGCCUCUGCUUCAACAAGAGAGCAGCCUUAGUGGUGAAAUCCAAGAGACCCUUCUCUUGCAAUGCCAUUUACAAUCCUCAGGUUCAGACGAUCCAAGAAGGCCAGUCCGAAACCCUAGAUUACAGAGUUUUCUUCCAAGAUGGAUCCGGCAAGAAGGUGUCUCCAUGGCAUGAUGUACCAUUGCAUUUGGGAGAUGGAGUUUUUCACUUUAUAGUGGAAAUUCCUAAAGAGUCACGUGCAAAAAUGGAGGUUGCUACUGAUGAAGCUUUCACUCCUAUUAAGCAAGACACUAAGAAAGGGAAACUCAGAUAUUAUCCUUACAACAUAAACUGGAACUAUGGAUUGCUUCCACAAACAUGGGAAGAUCCAACUCAAGCAAACUCUGAAGUUGAAGGUGCUUUCGGAGAUAAUGAUCCAGUUGAUGUUGUUGAGAUUGGUGAAAGUCAAAGGAAGUUAGGUGAGGUUCUAAAGGUGAAGCCUUUAGCUGCUUUGGCUAUGAUUGAUGAAGGAGAGCUGGAUUGGAAGAUUGUUGCGAUUUCUCUAGAUGAUCCGAAAGCUCAUCUCGUGAAUGAUGUUGAUGAUGUCGAGAAACAUUUCCCGGGUACUCUUACAGCCAUUAGAGACUGGUUUAGAGACUACAAGAUUCCAGAUGGCAAACCUGCUAACAGGUUUGGUCUUGGAAACAAACCAGCAAACAAAGAUUAUGCUUUGAAGAUCAUCCAUGAGACGAACGAAUCGUGGGCUAAACUUGUCAAGAGAUCAGUUUCUCCCGGUGAUCUUUCACUUUUCUGA
Thlaspi arvense is the source of this 906-nucleotide messenger RNA. NCBI's taxonomy places the organism in Eukaryota, Viridiplantae, Streptophyta, Magnoliopsida, Brassicales, Brassicaceae. The record is from the annotation of a GenBank genome assembly.